Molecule: messenger RNA, 1693 nt
Organism: Heteronotia binoei (common prickly gecko)
Lineage: Eukaryota; Metazoa; Chordata; Lepidosauria; Squamata; Gekkonidae
Product: glyoxylate/hydroxypyruvate reductase B-like
Exons: 6
Coding region: 408-1391 (327 amino acids)
Cellular component (GO): cytosol
Molecular function (GO): hydroxypyruvate reductase [NAD(P)H] activity; NAD binding; glyoxylate reductase (NADPH) activity
Source: RefSeq, a predicted model, not a curated record
CUGAAGGUUUGCUGUGGGGGGGUGGUGGUGGUGCGGGGCGAUAUAGAACUGUUUGCAUCAUCAGUAUCUGUGGCUGAAUUGGAGAAUAAGGAAAGAGAAACUAAAAAUACACAGGAGGAACCAACUUCAGCAGCCUGCAGGCAGGAAUAAAUUUCAGACUACCUUUCCUCACGUCCUGCAAGUUGGAAGGUGACCCAUUUGGCUUUACAACUAAGGCACAAAGUUCUCCCUGCUUAAAGCCUUCCGGUAACCGCAGUAAGCGUAGGAUUUAAUCGCUGCAUUUCAUUUUCCCCGUCUGAGCGUCGGAAGCAAGUCGGAGGAGUCGAAAAGGUCUCAGAGCAAAUUCCUCAUUGCUUUUGGCAGCAUCCGAAACGGUUCGGUUCAAUCAGUUUUGUGUUUUAUAGACCAUGGCAAAGCAAGACUGUCCAUAUACACUAAUCAGUGUAAUAGGAGGCAGGGAUGGAGUCUAUGAAGAUCAUGUCGAGUUCCUAGAGAAACACCUUAAGCUUAUCACCAUGCAGGAAUUUCUUGAAAAUCAGAAAGAUCUCAGUCAAAAAAUCCAAGCGAUAUAUCUGUGGUUUAAAAAACCAGAAGCUACCAGAGAGCUCCUGCAAAGUUUGCCCAACUUAAAGGUGAUUGCAAACUCUGGUGUUGGAGUGGAUCACCUGGACUUGAAACUGAUCUCCAGCUUCAAAGUUAAAGUGGCAAACACCCCAUUUGCAGUUGCCAGUCCUACAGCUGAUCUCGGGAUGGCUUUACUGAUGGCGUCUGCUAGGAGGAUUGUGGAAGGUUAUUAUAUUGCAGUUUCUCCUGAGACCAAAUAUUUUAAUGCUGACUGGUUGGGUGAUGAAAUCAAUGGUGCAACUCUGGGCAUCAUUGGAAUGGGACAUAUUGGGUACAAAAUAGCCCAGAGGGCCAGAGCUUUUGAAAUGAAAAUUCUUUACCAUAAUAGGAACCAGAGACCGGUGGACGAAGAACAGGCUGUUGGUGCUGUUUAUUGUCAAAAGAAGGAAGACUUGCUCCAGCAGUCUGACUUUGUGAUGCUGACUGUGGCUCUAACACCCCAAACGCGCAACUUGAUUGGGAAGAAGGAGCUAGAGCUCAUGAAACCCACUGCUACACUCAUCAACAUCUGCAGAGGUCAGGUGGUUGAUCAAGAUGCCUUGGUGGAGGCACUCAAAAAUGGAGUUAUUAAGGCUGCAGCUUUGGAUGUGACCUAUCCCGAGCCAUUGCCAAGAGACCAUCCUUUGUUAAAGUUGAAGAACGUCAUAAUAACACCUCACAUUGGAAGUGCAACUGUAAAAUCCCGCCAGCUGAUGAUGAUGAGCAUGGUAGAAAGCAUUCUGAAUGGUGUAAAUGGUCUUCCAAUCACUAAUGAAGUACAUGGGUAAAAACAGUUGCAUCUCUUGCUGGUAAAACAGCAGUUCUGUGGGAAGGAUGUCAUCUGAAUUUUGGGCAUGGAAGCAUGACUUCCCUUCCCACAGCAGUCCCAAGAGCUGGAGGGCUGCCACGGGAGGGCAGAAUUGCCCCCUUUUCCACACGUUAAUAUUUCUGAUGGGUGCCAACCUCAUGUAGUCAUUCUAUGCCUUGUCUCCCCAAUUUUAAUUGAAAAAAGCUACCUUUGAUCUUUAGUUCUCUGGUGUAUUAAAUAAGAAAAUAAACCAUACUUCCUUUAUUUUUGCAUCCUUCAAAA